AUGUCGCACGAGCCCCAAGAUGGGAUAGAAUUAAGGGAGCGGGAUGAAAGUAUGGCGGCAGGCAAUGCUCAAGUUGGUCUGGAAAGUAUAGACCCAAUCAACGACUACAUGGAGCGUGGACUCCCAUCCCUGAACCACAAGCCUUUCUUCCUUCGAGCAUGGGUUCUUCUCUGUGCAGCUCUGAUGAAUAUUGGCUGGAUCAUCUGGCUUGCAAUUGCUUACGCCGAGCCUCUUUGGCAGGGUCCCGAUUUCAUUCUCGAUGGACUUUUCUCGGGUUACAUUGCAACAGCCGCCAAGUUCCUCAUCACCCAGCAAGUUCUGAACGUUGGUAAAAUCAUGCCCUAUCGAAAUAUGCGAUACCCAGCUGGACGAAACGUGCACAAUACUAUUGACUCCGAUUAUUGGCCCUAUGAAUGGCCGGUUGUUAGAUUUCGUGCAAUCCGGAAUGGGGAUUACUUCUUCCAGUUUGUGGAUAUUGUCGCUUUUAUCUUCACAUUCGCUGUUGUCCAGUUCGGAAGCAAUGUGUUGAGUCAGCAAUACGACACGAAUGGCAAUUUCCUUGGGUAUGCUCCGAAUCGUGGUGUGAUCAUUAUCGUCAUCAUAUGCCACAGUGCCUUUAUUGUUACCACUCUGGCUAUUUUGGUAUGGCUUCAAUUGAAAGAAACUGGACUUCUGGCCGAUCCCGGAUACCUGUCUCUCUAUCUGUCCAUUUUCAACAAAGGAGACAUUCAGGAAGACUUCCAAGGUUUGGAAGAUGAGGAUCGUCGAUGGAUAGUUAGGCAACAUCUGGCGCAAAACGAGUAUCGAAUAGGAUACUGGCCUAAGGGCCCAAAGAGUGCAGUCUACGGAAUACGGCGAAGAAAGAUCUCGGAGAACAUUCCUAGUCACAGUUCGUUCAAGCCGAGAAGUCCAACGAAAUAUCCCGAGUUUCGAUAUAUUCCGUGGUUCUUGGCAAGUUUUUGGGUUUGUACUUGGACUUCUCUUUUAACCGCAGCACUCGCUAUCAUGACCACACUUGUAACACGCGACGACAUCAUCCAUUUUGGCUUCCCUCCCUACGUGUCAACGACAGUAACGCCUUUUGUUGACGUUUCUCCUGCUCAGUUCUUGUGGAGUUUCUUUCCAUCAUUCGCUGCCGAUCUAUUUCUCUUGCUAGUCCAGAGCAUCGACACCUUCUACCGCCUAGUUCAACCCUACGUUGACCUCAAGAGGAAAGAAGCCAAGCCAAAACUGAUUAUCAACUGCUUCCGGAUCAACUACAACAACGACCUACCCCUAAUCGUCACUAUCCGAGCGUUGAAGAACGGACAUUUCAAACUUGCUUUCAUCUCAUUAUUCGCUCUCUUUGCAACCCUUACUCCUGCCUGGGCUGCAAACAUGUUUUAUGUUCAGAAUAGUUGGAUUGCGGUGUGGACAAGAUAUUUCUAUCCUAUGCUCGUAUACAUGUGCCUCUUGAUUCUGUUCCUGCUCUGGACUAUUCCAGAUCAAUCACGGUAUAUGCCACGCGACUUGGAGACAAUUGCAGAUCAUAUGGCGCUAUUCUCGCAGAGCUCACUUCUCGAUAACGGGGAAUUUCAACAAGAGCUCCCCAUGUCGCCAAUCCGGACUUCGCCAAGAGUCGUUAGCACAUAUGGAUCGCCAGCAUCUAUGGGUGCUAAAUCAAAUAAGAAACAAGGGUUGGAAAGAAACGUUCUUGGAAGUCAAGCAAGCCUUCAUUGGUCCCCCGGAGCUUGUAGAGAGCGUGACUAA
Messenger RNA from Venustampulla echinocandica, 1749 nucleotides. RefSeq lists its product as uncharacterized. The transcript is spliced from 2 exons. The record is from RefSeq and is a predicted model, not a curated record. Lineage: Eukaryota; Fungi; Ascomycota; Leotiomycetes; Helotiales; Pleuroascaceae. Bases 1 to 1749 code for a protein of 582 amino acids.